AUUUUUAAAUCUCUUUUCAGGUUGCGGUAUGUAAUUACGGUGGUGUCGACGCGCUCGUUCGUACGAUUAUAAAUGCCGGCGAUCGAGAAGAAAUAACUGAACCGGCAGUAUGCGCUUUACGUCAUUUGACAUCGCGUCAUAAUGAAGCGGAAAUGGCACAAAACUCGGUUCGGUUGAAUUACGGUAUUCCAGUUAUAGUCAAAUUACUUCAUCCACCGUCGCGCUGGCCGUUGGUGAAAGCGGUUAUUGGACUAAUCCGCAAUUUGGCUCUUUGUCCCGCAAAUCACAGUCCGCUACGCGAUCACGGUGCAAUACAUCAUCUCGUAAGACUUUUGACGCCUGCAUUCCACGACACACAGAGAUUAUUAUUUAAUGAGAUUGAAAACAUUCAACGCGUGCUUUGCGAACUAGCAGCUGACAAGGAAAGUGCCGAGAUAAUAGAACAAGAGGGUGCUACUGCCCCACUGACGGAACUACUUCACUCCAGAAACGAAGGUGUUGCGGCAGCAGUAUUGUUUCGUAUGAGCGAAGAUAAGUCCCAAGAGUACAAAAAACGACUUUCCAUGGAGCUGACGAAUUCCUUAUUCCGCGAAGACACAAACUUAUGGAAUAAUACUGACUUCAGCGUGGCCCCAGAUCUCCAGCUACCUAAUCUUCAGGACAUGCUUGGCCCUGAUCAAGGCUAUGAUGGUAUGUAUGGCCAAGGACCUCCUAGUGUACAUAGCAGCCAUGGCGGUCGGGGUUAUCAACCGCAAGGUUAUGACCAGAUACCAAUAGACUCAAUGCAAGGAUUGGAGAUAGGUGGUGGAUCGACGUAUGGUGCGAUGGACACUAUGGACGUGGCGCACGAGGGUGAUUUGAGUUUCGAUCGUUUGGAAGAGCUCCCUGCACCGCCGCAAGAUAACAACCAGGUCGCGGCCUGGUAUGAUACCGAUCUUUAAAUCAAGACGAUAUAGAAAUGUCAAGUAC
Molecule: messenger RNA, 969 nt
Organism: Formica exsecta
Lineage: Eukaryota; Metazoa; Arthropoda; Insecta; Hymenoptera; Formicidae
Product: armadillo segment polarity protein-like
Exons: 4
Coding region: 153-941 (262 amino acids)
Biological process (GO): cell adhesion; positive regulation of transcription by RNA polymerase II
Cellular component (GO): adherens junction; catenin complex
Molecular function (GO): transcription coactivator activity; cadherin binding; protein phosphatase binding
Source: RefSeq, a predicted model, not a curated record